CUCACAAAAAUAAUAAAGUUUUCCCCUUUUUUCCAGCCUCGAAACGAACACAACCAUGUCGUCGAAUCCCUUUUGGGCAGCAGCCAUCUGCCUGGGUGUGGUCCUCCUCCUGGGAGUCACACAGGCCCAAGAGAACGCCCAGCUGCAAAUCCCGCCGUCUCUCAUUGAGUGCUACAACACAUCCUAUUUUAUGAACCGAGACAACCGUCUUCCAGCCAACAUGGACACUCUCAUUUCGCUGAUCGAGAAGGUGGAGAAUAGCUACGUCUCCUCAUCAGGCGUUCAGCCGGAUAUCCGCACCGUGGCAGUGGCCCUGCUGCACCGUUUCCGCCAGGACGGCAUCAAACGAGCAUCCGGCAUCUCGUCCAUUGACGGCGUUAUUCCAUACAGCCCCACCGGGUUUCAGUUUCCCAAGUUCCGCAUCCUGCUCUCCCGUCUCAUACCGGGAAAUGCCAACACCUUCCCCAAUAGCUCACUGACCAGCGUGGAGCGCUGCUCCCUUCACUUCAUGCUCUCGAGCACCUUCGACACCAGGCAACGCGGUGACGAGAAUACUGUUUGCAAUCAGCUCUCUCAGUACCGUUCCCAGAGACUGCCCAGGGCGCUGAGGAGGAAGGCCGAGAACAGUAACGCUGAGUGGCUAAGCUUAGGCUUGGAGCGCGGAAGUCUUGUCGCCGCGCCCCAGCAGGACAACGAUUGGACCUAUGUUGGAAGCGAAGGCACCAGUCAAUGUCCCGUAGAAGACGGCCUCGUCCGCACUAGCUGGGGCACGGUUUCAGCCGGAACCCUAAUCGCCGGCAUUGCGGCCGGUGUCCAGCAGCAGACCGUCCAGGUGAACACUCUUUUGGGACUGUCCGCCCUCAGGCGAGGGCGGACGCAGAUGUCGCAGACGACCACGGGCAUCGACAAUCGGUGGGCAGCCACCCUCUCUGGGGAUCUGGCUGAGGUUACGCUUGUACAGGUGCCGAUGGCCAGCAACAACGUCGCUACUGUGGGGGCCACCGGCGGCUGGAACGACACUGUUCUGCCGCACUGGUACUUCCUGUCCCAACGCACUAACCUUGAAGCGACCGAUGCCGAAAUCAGGGGCGGCUUGGACGGUCUGAUUCUCGCCAAGAACGUGGCUACUUGGAGGACUCAGGCCUCCAGCUUGAAGCUGUCACAGUUGCUCCGCAUGUACUACUCCACAAACGGUGUCUUGAGCUCCGGAAUCAACGCUUGCAGCAGACAGACCGAGUUCACCAAUGUGGCCCCGUCCCAAGAAAUGCAGGACCAGACCAGCGCCUUCGCCCAGGUCCUGGAUAAGCAGAUGCAGCUGAUAGUCACCCUUUCGCCAACCGCCAUCGCCCAGUUUGCCAGCAACGCCGCCCUGUCCCUGGUAACAUAUGUCCCUCAAUCCCUGAACGACGUCACCUGCACUGCCACCAGCAAUCAGGACUUGACGGAUGUCAUUACGCCGAUGACGAACAUAUUCGUUUACCUGGACACCUCCUGGCAGUACAGCAACAUUGUCGACUAUGUGACGUAUGUCCUUCAGCAACUGAACAUUCACCCCUACGCCAGCACGGUCACUGUCCUGUCGGCCCAGGACGCCCAGGUCAUAGUGAACACCACCAGUUACAUCACUGACGUCUAUCAGCAGUGGAACGUAACCACGCAGGCGCAAUAUAACCAGGGCUUUAACCUGCCCAACGUGCUGCGAUCCGUCCAGAACCUCACUCAGAACCUGAUGAACGAGGAGAGGACCAACUCCAGUUUGAGCGGUCGGUCCCUAGUGGCUUUGCUGAUUCCGAAUCAGUCAACAGUCAACGACGGCGACUCCAGCUACGCCACCACAGAGAUUCAGUACAUCCAGGAGCAGAUCCCAGAUCUGCGGUUCAUAUACUACGGCGGUGGAAGCAUUCAGAGGUUCUCCAGCUUCGUCCGCGAUCCCUCCAAGGACCUGUUCUCUCUGACCAUUGGCAGUACAGCGGCCACCUCGGCGGGACCAGUUGCCAAGCGCAUUAUUCAGAUUCCUCGUCGCGUCAUUAACCCGCGGUGUGGUUCAAACUGGUACACCUCCAGCUGGGGAACUGACCAAACGGCCCAGUAUGUGAGCCCAGGAAAGGUCAACUUCUACCGGGUGGCGGCGAACUACUUCUUCGGAACCGGCGCCAACCGCUACUUCACUAUUCAGUCCCAGAAUGGAGGAGCCUUCACCAUUUGCACCUCACGUACCUACGAGUGGCCCCAGCAGAACUCGACCACGAGCUCGACCACCUCCGUAGACCAGAGCUGCUCGCAGAUAAGUGGAAACAGCUUCAGCUACGACCUGUCCAGUGCCUGCCAAGGCUACUACACCAUCACGCAGUGCCCCGACCUUUACGUGUCAGUCCAGGCCACCACAAACACCACGUCCUGCAACCAGGAUGCCUGUCAGACGCCCGACCAAUGGCGAUACAUUGUGUCGAUGGCCAACAUGGGAUGCUACAGCGGCGUCGCGGGUCUGGCAGCCAGCUUCCUGACGGUCCUGGUGGCUCUGAUCCUGCAGAGGAUCGUGCAGUGACAGCAGUGCCAAGGGUCUUAGCGUAUUAAUAGUGGUAGUCAGAGUUCAAAGGCUUCCUGCCCGUCCCCAAAACAACCAAAUCCAUUUAAUUUGUCGUUUCACCUUAUUCUUAUAACCUUUCUUACAUAAGUUGUAUGUUCCAGUGAUGAGUCGCGAAUAAAUUUUCCCACUAGAA
Messenger RNA from Drosophila bipectinata, 2720 nucleotides. RefSeq lists its product as uncharacterized. NCBI's taxonomy places the organism in Eukaryota, Metazoa, Arthropoda, Insecta, Diptera, Drosophilidae. The record is from RefSeq and is a predicted model, not a curated record.